Messenger RNA from Oldenlandia corymbosa var. corymbosa, 3320 nucleotides. NCBI's taxonomy places the organism in Eukaryota, Viridiplantae, Streptophyta, Magnoliopsida, Gentianales, Rubiaceae. The record is from the annotation of a GenBank genome assembly.
CGGAUUACAUCAGUGUGUGUGUGUAUAGAUGGCAAGUACAGACAACUCUCCCGACGCACUUUCCUAAGUCUCUCUUUGCCGUUUCUUCUUCUUCUUCUUCAUCACUUUCCCUUUUUUUUUCUUCCCUCCCUAAUUUCCCUGAUUCAAUCUCUCCAAAAAUCCCCCAAAUCACUGAUCCAUAAACCCUAAUUUCACUCCUCAAUUGCCUCCCCUUUAAUACUCUCCUUCCAGAUUCCUCCGCAUUUUCUCUGUCCAGCUCACUUCCAGUAUUUUCCACCCAGGUCAAACCAGUCCUCUUUUGGUACUCACCCACCCAUCCAAACCAGCUAUGCCUUACUGUUGUUGUUGUUUUACACUAUUAAUAUCCACCUUCGCUGUCAUAACUCGCUGCCGUUUGAGGGUUUGUUUCAUCUUCUGAGCCCAAUUCGUUGACUUAUUUCGUAAGGGUUUUUUUUUUUUUUUUUUUUUUUGGUUUUGCUGGAAUUGAAGUUUGUGAAAAUAAUUUAAUCGGUGCGAAUGGCGAGUGCUUAUAAAGAGGCUGCGUCGGUGCCGGAGCAGUUUCCAGUUGGGUUGAAAGUGUUGGUUGUGGAUGACGAUGUCCUCUGUUUGAGGAUUCUUGAGCAAAUGCUUCGGAAAUGCAUGUACUCCGUUACAACUUGUUCUCAAGCUACUGUUGCCCUGAAUCUCUUAAGAGAAAGGAAAGGCUUCUUUGAUAUCGUACUGAGUGAUGUCCAUAUGCCUGAUAUGGAUGGGUUCAAACUUCUUGAGCUUGUUGGGUUGGAAAUGGACCUUCCCGUUAUAAGUAAGUAAUGUUACUUCUGGCAAUUAUUUUGGUCAGGUACUAUAAACAACUUUUUUAUGAUUUAUAUUUCCUUCUUAUUAGUGAUGUCUGGAGAUGACAGAACCAGCCUUGUCUUGAAAGGAAUUAAGCAUGGUGCGUGUGAUUAUUUAAUUAAGCCUAUACGUACAGAAGAGUUAAAAAAUAUAUGGCAGCAUAUAGUGAGAAAAAGGUGUACUGUGAGCAAAGAACAUGAGCUGUCUGGUAGCCUGGAAGAUAAUGAUCAACAGAAGCAGGGAAAUGAUGAGUCUGAAUAUGCUUCUUGUGUUAACGAAGGAUCUGAUGGUAUGUUAAGAACGCUGAAGAAAAGGAAAGAUAGCAAAGAUGAAGAGGAUACUGAACUAGAGAAUGAUGACCCUAGUACCUCAAAGAAGCCACGUGUAGUCUGGUCAGUGGAGCUUCAUCAACAAUUUGUCACUGCCGUGAACCAGCUCGGAAUUGAUAAGGCUGUGCCAAAAAGGAUUCUUGAACUAAUGAAUGUGCCUGGUCUAACAAGAGAAAAUGUGGCAAGCCAUUUGCAGAAAUUCAGACUGUAUUUGAAAAGGUUAAGUGGAGUAUCCCAAACGCAUGGUGGCCUUCCAGGUUCAUAUUGUGCACCUCUUGAGCCAAAUCCUAAAAUGGGUACUUUGGGAAGGUUUGAUAUUCAAGCUUUGGCAGCGUCUGGCCAAGUUCCACCUCAAACUUUGGCAGCACUGCAUGCUGAACUUUUUAAUCGACCAACGGGUACUGUAGUCUUUCCAGCAAUGGAUCAGUCAGCUCUACUACAAGCAUCCAUGCCAGUAUCCAAGGGCACAACUAUUGAUCAGAAUGUUGCUUAUGGCCAGCCACUGAUGAAAUGCACGUCCAAUGUCCUAAAACAUUUUCCUCAGAAUUUUACUUCUGCUGAUAGUGUUCAUUCUGGACUUGGAACCUGGUCAGCAAAAAGUCCCGUAAAAAUAUCUGCUUCUGACAAUCUUAAUGGUUUGGGUGGCCAAAAUGGAAGUGGGAUGAUGAAUGUUAUGCACCAACAAACACAGCAGAUUAGGCGGCCGCAUGAACAGCAACAGAAACAAUCAACUAUUCCAGAGACUAGUCGGACAAUAAAUGUACAACCUUCUUGCCUAGUUGUUCCUUCCCCCUCAUCUGCUAAUUUUCAAGCAGGAAAUAGCCUUGUUUCGGCAAAUCAAAGUCGCAGUUUGAGUGGAAGUUCAGAUAUAGAUUAUAGCUUGCUUUUGCAUCAAUCACAUAAUCCUCCACUGGGUACUGGAAGAUCUCAGGACACAGAACUUAAGCACGCUUCUGUUAUCGGGGGGUUAUCAUGUGACUCUUAUAGUUCUACUUCUGGGCAUUUGCAAGGCCAGGGAAUGCCCAAGAACACUGCAUUUUUUGGUAGAGCGACGCCAAUUCCCAGCCAUCUAUAUGUGGAUGAAACAGGGACGGCAAUAGCCAAUGGGAAUCAAGAUAAGAUGUAUGGAGAGAUUACAGGAAAUAGAAUAAAGCAGGAGCCAAGCAUGAACUUUUCUGAAAAUGCUAGAGGGGGGAUUCCGAUGUUACAACGUAUUUCUCCUAAUGAUCUUAUGAGUGUUUUCCAUGAAUAGAUCGGCUCUGUGCUGAAGGAAAGUAGGUGUGGUUGCAUCUGGCAGACAAUUAUAAAGCUAGCUUACUAAAACCAUUCAUGUGAGCAAAUGUCCAGAAAUUACCACUUGACUCAGCACAGGAGCAGAAUUAGAUUGCUUGUAAAAAGAUUUGUGUAGAAAACAGGUAAUCCAUUUAGCUCUUUGGACCCAUCGCAGAAUCGUCAUGUUAGGUCAGUUUUUAGACACAAUCUCCACACUCCAUGGCCUAAUAGUUAUGAGCUUUAUUUUUUAGUUUAAGAAUAAGUUCAGUCAAGGUAUGAAUUAUUUCUAAAGUAUUCAUCGGCACUGAGCCGGCAUAAUCGUUGUAGUUAAUGGGAAAGUGCAUUGGAGAUUUCAGUCCUCCUUAUUGGUUGUGUAUAUAUUGUAUCUAGUUUAGUCAAAACUAUACAAUUUUCGGACGUGAUUGUUGCAUUCUCACGCAUGGGACUCAGAUUGUAAUACCGAAUGCAUAACUCUAUGAUUUUUCACGGUCAGCCAAAAUUGCUUGCUGUGGAAUUGGAAAUCGAUUCUCUGUGGCUUGUUAGAAAUCAACUCAUUCCGAUAUCGUUUGUAUCUUUCCUUUGUUUUGUUUCCAUUGCUACAUUGAGGAACUCCUUGAUGAUUUCUGGUUUUACAUAAAUACCUUGUGUGAGAUGAGUUUAUUGGGUUCAAUGUAUGACGAUCUCGUCACUGUUAGAGCCUUGGAGGAAGUUCUAGUCCAUGUUUUGGCUUUUGGUCUCUCCACUCUAUACAGACCAAUGCUUUUAUUGCUUUUUUAGGAGGGAGUUGCUAUGGCAAACACAUCAAUAUACAAAACUCAAUGUGAUAAAGGUAUACAAAACUCAAAUGUUAUGAAAUAACGCAAAUUUGGUGACAAUUCUGGAUUU